AUGCACAUAACCCUCCCGCCACGGCCACGAUCGCAUGUCUCUGCCGCCAUCAUCGAGCUGGCAUGGCCUCUAAUAUUCCUACUGAUCAUCAUCGCCUUCACAACACCAUUCUUUCUAAUCGAAACUACACAAGCACAGCGCAAUGACAAGCCACGAUGCCUGGCAAAUGGGAACCCGAUCUUCCGGUGGAAUGCGACUGUCAACGAGUACUGGAGCCCGUCUACAGCUCUGUAUAUCACUCUCGGUCACGGCCAGUACACUUAUCCGGAGGCGAAGGCCAUUGAUGUCAUGUGGGACUUACUUGUUGGCCGAGGAGGACAGAUCCUGGCCGCCAUCUGGACGUACUACGUGGUGAGGAAGUCUAUGCUAUUCACGAUGGAGCGACAAGACGUGGCGAUCCCGAUCGCAUACUCAGUGUACUUCGACAAGCUUGGCUACGGUCUCCUGGGCUCGAUCAUACGGAACCUGACUCGUGGCCGCAUACGCAACAACAAAGCCAUACCAGCCUGGAGGCUCCUUAGCUGGCUGUCUCUCGUCAUAUAUGUAAUCAGCUAUCCCACCAUUAUGGCCGCUAUGACAGGUUACCAGACUACAGGCUCAGUCUAUUUCCAUCCUGCUGGCGCCAGCGGUGGCUCAUUCGCACCAGCUGGAGGUAUCACUCCCAACCUUCCCUUUACCGUCCGUGACGGCUCACGAGUGGGACUGCACGAUGGUGUCACUUUCGCUACCCCUGACAUUAAACCUUUCUUCGGAGGCGGCAUCAGGACUACCAACGACACAUACAAUACCGUGCUAAGUUACUACUUCGCCAUUCAAAACGCCAUAGCAAAUAGCACAUACACCUUGCCUGCGGAAGAGGCAAUGUCCACCUUCACACAGGCACGUGGGGACAGCAUGCCGUCCGGUAACGGUAGCUAUGCCCCAAUCUGGGCAUACUGCACCAUCUCCCAAUCCGGCGGCAAUACUUGCGAAGACAAUACGCUCGUCAGACCCAUCGUGCCUGCAGACGCGCCAUACUUACCCACAACCGAGUACACGUGGUCGAACAUCACGCUUUACAACCAAACGUACGUCUUGCAACCGCCGCCGCUAGAUAUUGUCGUUACUGGCCCUGCGGAUAGCUGGUCCGUCGUCCUAUCCGACGAUGGUACGUACGGUGGUUACUUUAGUAACGCAUCUAUUGCACAAGGAGCCGUCUGCUUGCUGGUCGCCCAGUACCAGUGGGGAUUCUCAGCUGCUCUGCUUCUCCUCUUUUGCAUCUUCACAACUCUGUUCGGAGCUGUAAUGCUAGUGCUGCAAUGGGAAGUCUAUUUUUAUAGCCGUGCGAACCGCAUCGACGUGGGACUGGAUGGCUAUAGAGAUGCGGUACGCAUCGUGCAUGCUCUCAAGGAGGAAUUAGGUGACAAUGUUGUGGAGGAUGAUACCCAGAGGCUGUGGGGCAGAUUGAAGUGCUAUAGUGGUGCCUUGAGCAUUGAGACGAGCAAUCUGCCCGUUGCCAGGAUGGGACGGAAGCGGCUGAACCGUGUGAGUACGGAGGACACGAAGGGUAUACCACUAUUGGAGCGAGAGGACACUACUGCUACCGAUACGACAUAUGAGACCGUGAAGUACGAUAAUGCGAGCGAUGAUGUUGUACGUUGA
Messenger RNA from Recurvomyces mirabilis, 1641 nucleotides. RefSeq lists its product as uncharacterized. Lineage: Eukaryota; Fungi; Ascomycota; Dothideomycetes; Mycosphaerellales; Teratosphaeriaceae. The transcript has 2 exons. Bases 1 to 1641 code for a protein of 546 amino acids. The record is from RefSeq and is a predicted model, not a curated record.